AGCAAUCUUCACACACAUGGUCUCAUCUCUCUGCCUCUGUUUUCCCCGUUGGAGAGCUGGUCGCGCUCCAAUUCAUACACGCUUGACAUCUCAGUGGAGAUUAAAAACAGCUGAGUGCGAGGAAGUCUGCGUGAGAAUGCGUUUGUAUCGGUUUUGGUGCUCAGGAUUGAGGUGAUAGAUCAUCACUACGGUGGAGAAACUAGAGGAGCAGGACGAUGACAGAAGUGCAGAACAAAUAUGGUGGUCUACUCACGCCCCACAAACAUCUGCGUGUGCAUUGGGAAGAGAUCAGCGUGAUGGAUGAGCGGAACACCCCGAUGCGGACGUACCAGGUGUGUAACGUCAUGCAGGCCAAUCAGAACAACUGGCUGAGGACACGCCACAUCAGUCGGGAAGGAGCCCAACGGGUUUACAUCGAGAUCAAAUUUACCCUGCGCGACUGUAACAGCCUGCCGGGGGUCCCUGGUACCUGCAAAGAGACGUUCAACAUGUACUACUAUGAGUCGAACAAUGCCAACUUGUGGUUUAUCAAGGAAAGCCAGUAUGUCAAAAUUGAUACGAUUGCUGCAGAUGAAAGCUUUACGCAGGUGGACGUCGGCGACCGUGUGAUGAAGCUAAACACGGAAGUGCGCGACAUCAGCAACCUAAGCAAAAAAGGCUUCUACCUGGCCUUCCAGGACCUGGGCGCUUGCAUCGCUCUGGUCUCCGUCAGGGUCUUCUACAAGAAGUGUCCACUCACUGUGCUUAAUUUGGCCCAGUUCCCUGACACCAUAACAGGGGGAGACACGGCCCUGGUGGAGGUACACGGAGCGUGCGUGAAUGCCUCCGAGGAAUUUGAGGUUCCAAAGAUGUACUGCAGCGCAGACGGAGGCUGGCUGGUUCCUAUCGGGAGGUGUGUGUGCAAACCGGGUUUCGAGGAGAACAAGGACAUCUGCCAACCAUGCAGACCCGGAACCUACAAGGCCUCGGCCACCGACGCCUACUGCAACAAAUGUCCUCCACACAGCUCGUCCCCUCAGGAGCAAGCCACAGAGUGCAUUUGCGAGAAAGGCUUUCACCGAGCCGACAGCGAUCCACGCUCCAUGGCGUGCACACGUCCCCCAUCUGGUCCAGAAAACCCGAUCUCCACAGUGAACGAGACCUGCGUCACUUUGGAGUGGUCGUCCCCGAGAGACACAGGCGGACGAGGCGACAUCACUUACAGCCUUUAUUGCAGAAAGUGCUCUGGCGAAGGCAAACAGUGCGUGCCCUGCGGGAGCAGCGUCCAUUUUGUGCCCCGACAAUUUGGCCUCUCUUCAGCCACUGUCGCCAUCACCGACCUACAGCCGGACUCCAACUACAGUUUUAUCAUCGAGAGCCAAAACGGCGUGUCGGACUUAAGUCCCACGCCGAAAGGAAGGGCGGUGAUGAAUAUUACCACGUCACAAACAGUGAGCGUUGUGUUGAAGGAAAGGCGCAGCAAGGACAGCGUGACCUUGGCCUGGCAAGGCCCACAAAGACCCAAAGGUGUGAUAGUGGAGUAUGAGGUCAUCUACUAUGAGAAGAACCAGCGGGAGCAGAACUACACUGUUUUGAAAACACGCUCCAAUAUGAUGACAGUGGACGGGCUUAAACCGGGUACCACCUACGUGUUCAGGGUCAGGGCUCGAACAGACGGUGGAUAUGGGAGCUACGGUGGAGAAAUUGAACUGGAAACCAGCCAUGAAGACGUCUUUGCUAUCGGAGACCCCAACCAGACCACCAUCCUGGCCAUAUCUGUCGCAGGUGGCGUCGUUCUCCUCAUCUUCUUGGUGACGUGCUUCGUGGUUAGCGGAAGGCACUGUGGAUACAUCAAAGCUAAGCAAGACCCCGAUGAAGAGAAGAUGCAAUUCCAGCAUGGCCGAGUCAAGCUUCCCGGCAGUCGGACGUACAUCCAUCCUCACACCUAUGAAGACCCCAACCAGGCUGUCAGAGACUUCGCCAAAGAGAUCGAUGCCAUCAAUAUUCGCAUCGAGAGAGUUAUCGGAGCCGGUGAGUUUGGCGAAGUGUGCAGCGGGCGCUUGCGUGUGCAAGGAAAACGUGAGAUCUACGUGGCCAUCAAGAGUCUGAAGGCGGGCUACUCAGAUAAACAGAGGCGGGACUUCUUGUCAGAGGCCUCCAUCAUGGGACAAUUUGACCAUCCGAACAUCAUCAGGCUGGAGGGAGUGGUCACGAAAUGUAAGCCGGUGAUGAUCAUAACAGAAUUCAUGGAGAAUGGAUCGCUAGACACCUUCCUCAAGAAACACGACGGCCAAUUCACGGUGAUCCAGCUGGUGGGCAUGCUGCGCGGCAUCGCCUCGGGCAUGAAGUACCUGUCGGACAUGAGCUACGUUCACAGAGACCUCGCCGCACGGAACAUCCUGGUCAACAGCAACCUUGUGUGUAAGGUGUCUGACUUUGGUCUCAGUCGGGUUCUGGAGGACGACCCGGAGGCCGCUUACACCACCAGGGGUGGGAAGAUCCCCAUCAGGUGGACAGCUCCCGAGGCCAUCGCCUACAGGAAGUUCACCUCGGCCAGCGAUGUGUGGAGUUACGGCAUCGUCAUGUGGGAGGUGAUUUCGUACGGCGAGAGACCCUACUGGGAGAUGUCCAACCAAGACGUUAUAAAAGCAAUAGACGAAGGCUACCGUCUUCCCGCACCAAUGGACUGUCCGGUGGUGUUGCAUCAGCUCAUGUUGGACUGCUGGGAGAAAGGACGCAGUGAGCGACCCAAGUUUGGACAGAUCGUCACAAUCCUGGACAAGCUCAUCAGAAACCCCGCGAGCCUCAGAGAGCUGGCUAACAGCCCGGCGAGUGAGGAGCCCACCACUCCAGAAUUCAGUGUGAGCACUGUGGACGAGUGGUUGGACGCCAUCAAGAUGGGCCAAUAUAAGGAGAACUUUUCCAGCUCUGGAUACGUCAGCUUAGACUCAAUCCUUUACAUCAGCGUCAGCGAAUUGGCUAAAAUGGGUGUAACUCUAGCCGGCCACCAGAAGAAGAUUUUAUCCAGUGUGCAGAGCCUGCAGACCCAAGGGACACAUGUCCAAGUAUAACACGCUCCACAUUAACACAUUGAGAGCGAGCCAAGAGUUCCUCCAACCAAUGGAGACGUCACUCCGUUGCUUUUAAAAGUCACUGAGUUGGAGGACGACAUGGACACUUUGACUCCUUCACAUUCAUCCACCAUUCUUCCCUUCCUUGAUGGACACCACCAGCUUCGGAGCCGCAUCUACCACAUCAUUCACAUUGCAACAGCUUAAAAAAAAAAAAAAGACUCAGAAAGGAAAGACAAGAAAAUGGAAUCUUUUUCUCACGUGAGGUUUCCAAUUUGGUUUUGAUGUCUUCUCAUUUCUGCUUUCACCUUGAAGAGUUUGAAAAGGCGCCACAAGUACACGUGUAUGUGUCGAUGUAUGUACGUAGGUGGCCGUGAGUCCCACGCCCGUAUCGAUGUAUAGCCGGACCUAACGUUUGCAAUGCUUUGGAGCUUUUGUGAUUUCAUCUUCCAUUCCUCGGAGAAACACAAAGAGAAAUGACAUGAAUGUUUGGGUGUGAGGGGGAAACUGGACCUAAAGAGGAAGUAUUAUAAACGUGUGCACAAGGGCAAGGGCAAGUGCUUCCCUCCAUCACACUCAACUUUGGCUACACAUCCGGUGUCACUUUUCUUCCAUUUCAGCGUUUUCAGCAAUAUUCAGAAAAAUCUCGAUCGGAUAAAGAAGCAUUGUCCGCUUUUUUUUUUUUUUGCUGAAUGAAGGGAAUCGUGUUUAGGUGGACAGCAAAUGUCAAAACAGAGUUGACGCUGCUUAUGAGCGAUAAGGGUCCGACAACGACGACUCCUAAUUUCCUCUUCUAUGGCUGGAUUGUUACUUGUCACUGUACUUUCCACUCCUAAAAUCAUCCUCUGUGAGCCUGUGAGUUAUCAGGUGAAAACUUUGUGAUGGCACCGAGCCCCGUUUUCAGUGUUUUAUUCUGUAAAACUCGAAAGGACAGAGCGUGGCAUAUGGCACCAUAUAUAUGAUUGUAUUAUAGUGUAAAAUAUGUACAGUGUUGCUUUCCAAUGAUAGAAUGUUUGUAAUGAUGCCGAUGACCACUUUUGUUAUGAGAUGGAGAUUUGCGAGUGCUUGUUCAGGGGAAAAGAGCAAAAGCGUGAGCUACUUAUAUUUCUUUGAACGACGGAAUGUAGCAUGAGUGAGAAGCUUCGUCUUUGUUGACAGGCAACGGUGAUCACGGUUUGGGCAUAAAAUUAGAAUAAGUAGAAUGGACUUGAGCUGAUUUAAAGGCCAGAAAUGUCAGUGUCCCGCUGUGCACAGUGAUUCUCUUAUUGUGGUUGUGCAAGCAGGGGUGAAAUGUGAUUUUUUUUUUUUUUUAAUAUGGAUUUGCACUGAAAAUAUCACUUCACCGAGCUCGCUCCCGAACUGAUGGUUGUCCAACCAUAGAAAUCAAAAGUAAUCCUAGUUGACCUGCUAGCGUUAGCAAUUAACAAAAUGUGCUAGGGCAGGGGGAUUACUUACUGCGGCGGAAGAACAAAAUUAUUUGAAGGUUAAGUUCAUAGCACUUGAAGAGGAGAAUAAAAUUCAUAAGUUUUGGACUAUUUCAAAAAAAAAAAAAAAAGUGUAUAUCAAAAAUAUUUCAGCAUGAGCGCAUUCUACUCAUACUAAAUUUAUGAUUUCAUGGCAGAGUUCCCUUGAAUGGUGGCCUUUUGGAUGCCUUAUUUUGGUCUUUUUGUUGCCCUCUAGAGGUUAUUAGAAGGAGUCAAGUGUAUGUAGAGGAAGUAUUUAUCUGGUCGUCAACUGUCCACGCAUCGACACGCUUUCAAUGAUUUUUUUUUUUUUACUUUAUGCGGGGAAACAAAAAGAAAACCAGACAGUAUUGUUAUUUAUUGGAUUGCUACGAUGUUCUGUGAACUAAACAAAUGCGAAUGUGAUCGAUUUACGCACCUUUGGUCUAUUUAGUUGCAUAUUGUAGUUGAAUCAAGAUGAAAUGAACCCCCCCCCUCCCCAACAGAUACGACUGGAAUAGCAUCAUACUCACUUGCCCAUUUUAAAGCCUCAAAUCCCAGAUUCCCCCCAAAUUCACUCGGUAAAGUCUUUGUCGUCCAUCUCGGUGAAUUUGUGAAUGUUGAUGAGUGACUCAUUUGAACUUCCUGGCACUUUUCCUUUCUUUGGCCACCAAAUAAUAUUGAUUGACCACCAAGCCGGUUUCCUCUGUCUUGCUUGUUGUAAAGGGUGUAGGCAUUCUCAUGUCUUUCAUGUUGCUGUAAUAAAUAUGCUAAUAUUUCUAAUUUCUCA
Syngnathus typhle (broad-nosed pipefish) is the source of this 5282-nucleotide messenger RNA. It is a transcript of the gene epha4b, whose product is annotated as eph receptor A4b. The transcript is spliced from 19 exons. Gene Ontology annotation, biological process: cell surface receptor protein tyrosine kinase signaling pathway; axon guidance; protein phosphorylation. The record is from RefSeq and is a predicted model, not a curated record. The coding region runs from base 216 to 3050 and encodes 944 amino acids. Gene Ontology annotation, cellular component: plasma membrane; neuron projection. Lineage: Eukaryota; Metazoa; Chordata; Actinopteri; Syngnathiformes; Syngnathidae. Gene Ontology annotation, molecular function: protein binding; ATP binding; transmembrane-ephrin receptor activity.